Molecule: messenger RNA, 2949 nt
Organism: Hyalella azteca
Lineage: Eukaryota; Metazoa; Arthropoda; Malacostraca; Amphipoda; Hyalellidae
Exons: 3
Coding region: 126-2309 (727 amino acids)
Source: RefSeq, a predicted model, not a curated record
CUCAGCAGUGCAGUGAGUGCCGGGCGUGCUGCUGCUCCAGCCGUCUGAGUUGCAGACGACGCGUCAUGUGAACAACCGCUGCCAUCAACUGGCUUUUGAUUCUACAGACGCAAUUCAAUUCAAAAAUGAUGCCAUCAAUGAAAGUUUCCACCGUGUGCGCUGCACUGCUCAUCUUAAUGUCUACCGCUAACGAAGGACUUCACGAAGAUGAUGCCUUACUUGUUAUCACGAGCCAUGCCUCAAAUAAUCCUCGAGCGUUUAAAAUACUUCAAGCACCGUUUCCUAUCAGACUGGAAAAUAACUCUAAAACCGAAUCAAACUUUAAAAGUAACGACGCAGGAGUGGAAAAUCAUUUCAAACCUGCAGGCCACGUAUCAGACAGUAGCUAUGUAAGAAGAAACAGGAUACGUUCCUCAAAAAUGACAACAAAAUCAGAUUACUUUUUCGACGAUCUUAACAAAACAAUGGUUGAAUUAGUAGCGACGUCAGAUAUUCAUCCUCUGCACUCUCUGGUGCUUAAGCUCAGUCACAUGCUUCACCAGGUGGGUGUUCUGGGUGAGUGUUCACUGACGACCUUCCCCCGCCUCCAGGACAUGAUUCUUCGAGUCAUUGACUACGCUUUUCUCGGACCGUCGAAGACUGGAAAUAAAGGCGAUGAUUAUGUCCUUGGUGAGCACCCUAUAAGGAAUAUACUUCGGUUGUUUGCUGAAAAGCGCAAAUAUAAUAAAUGCCCUGCAGUGACUAAUACGCUGCACUCCCAGAAGACAAGAAUUGAUGAAUUUCUCUAUGGGCUGGAUCCCGCUAUUAAAAAGUACCUCUGGCAAUCUGUUUCCAAGUCACCUAUACAGGUAAUUCCGAAGCCAAUCGAAGAUUUAGAUGGAUACGCCACGGAAUUUUUCAGAUACCUCUGUGUUCAUGGGCUCGGAAGUAUCAGUGACAAAUUUGAAUUUUGCAGUGAAAAUUCGCUUAGUUCUUCAAACCUUUCAACGGAGACAAAUGAAAUUCUCAUGAGAAGCCAACGUGUGAAAAGGCUAGCGCAACCAGACGAUUACGUUCUAGAUAAAAUAUUUCGUCGCGCGGGAUACGCUCAAGACCAUUACUACGAGAAAGAAGCAGAAGAAGAUAUCGUCAUAGUGCUCGACGAAGAGGAGGAAAAAGAUGACAAGACAUUCUUGUUUUUUCCCAAGAUAUUCGUUACGGUUGGCACUUACAUUCUCCUGGUCCUGCUCAGCCUCAAAGCUUUUGUAUUUUCUCACGCAGGAGAAAAAGGCGAUAUAGGUGAACCAGGAAUGGAUGGAGCUAAAGGAGAUAAAGGCUUGAAAGGAUUAAAAGGGUUCAAAGGAAAAAUAGGAUAUCCUGGACAGAAAGGAGACAAAGGAGACCCCGGGGCAGAUGGUGCAACGGGAGAAAAGGGGGACAAAGGAGAAACUGGAGAAAAAGGACACCCAGGUGAAAAAGGACAUCCUGGAGAGAAAGGUGACACGGGGGAAAAGGGAGACAAGGGACAGAAAGGACAGAAGGGGCAGCGGGGCUCACCAGGACACAGAGGGCCUCGAGGACCAAGAGGGCGUCCAGCAUUUCACAGUAGCAGUCAUCACAGGAAGAAGCGACUACUGGAUACGAUCGGACUCUCUGGCGAUCAGACAUUGUUCGAUAAAAUUGAUAGUGGAAGCAGCAGUAAUAGUUCAAUUACUGAACUAUCUUCCGGUAUCCUAGGUCCAGGAUUAAUAAAGUCUCAUGGAACUUUCAGCGUCAUCCCGGUUACGUUGCUACCAAUUGACCAAGAGAAUCAACCUUCACCAACGACGAGUAACAAUCAUUCGGAAAUCGAUACUCAGUUACGAUUUCCAGUCGGGCCGGACGGUAAACAUGCAGUAAGAUUACUGAUGGAAAAUUCUAGCAAUGAAAUUGAUUCGACUCCGUCUUCGAACGAAGAAGCAAGUUUUGCUCGCAUCCGCCGAGAAGUUCCAGAGCUCCUGCAACAGAUGGAACGGGCAGCACAAGAACGCUUGCCCUACGUUCGGUAUCGGGACCACGAGUUUGUCAUCGCAGCCAUGAACGAACUUUGGCGACAGCACCUGGAUCCCGAGGGGUGCGUACCGUGUAGUCUCUUCGAGUAUCUCAUCGACCAGCCAAGCAUGGACAUCGAUUCCUAUAUAAUCGCUGGGUUCGCCCACGUGCUCGGGGACUCGGGUUCUCUGCAGCUCCUGGACGACGUGAGGCGCGGCCGGCAGCGCGGCGUCAAGAUGCGCUGCAAACGAAAGCAAAACUCCUGCUCGCUUGCUUAUAUCUCGGACAUACCGCGGUGAUUACCGCAGCCGAAAUACUCUUCAAUAUCAAAUGUGUGUGAAUUGCUUGUAAUCAAUGUUGCUUCAAGGACGCCUAUAUUGAACAGUCUUAGAUGUAUGAAAGCGUAUUCGAAAGGAGGUAUUCAGAUGUUGUACUUUCAUUUAAAUGGAUUAACAAAUAGCAGGCGUUUUCAGCCGACAUGUUCUGUUGUGUUUCGUCAAUAUUUUACAAUUUCCUGAUUGACCAGUGUUGCAUUAUCACACCCCAAGGAUCAAAUAGUUCAAAACAGUAACAGAGCCACUUUUUAUAUCUUUAUAUGCACGGGUCUGAAUUUAAUCAAACUAUCUGGUGAAUCAAAGAAGUGACUAAUUAAUAAGACAUUUUAAGCUAAACAAACUCACUGACGGUCCCUUCAACUGAUAACACUUCACGGUUACUUACUAUUUUUGUGGUCAAAUUUUGUUGAAUUUUUCCGUAUGCAGCCAAUAUCAUGACGAAAAACAUGAUGAAUUAUUUUAUCCAUUGAUAAGUAUUUGAUAGUACGAUAGUUUAUCAAAUAGUAGAUAGUAGAUUUUUGAUGGUAGAUUUGAUAGUCAAUCUAUUUGUUUAGACGAAGUUUAAAAGUUGGAUUACUUUUUUGGCAAAUCAUACCUUAUUCUU